UCAGACAGAAGCUUCAAUGUGUUUCAUAUCUGCUGGAUUUUAGGGUUUUCCGGGGCCGCUGCAUUUAUUCCAUUUUUAUAAUUAUUUCUCAAUAUUUGGAAAGCUCGCCUUGAUUUGGUCGGGUUUGUGGCCGCUUCCGCACCACCGCAACAGAUCUCGUUUUCGAACCUGAAAGCUAAUGCAGCCUGCUAUGUGCGUAAUGUGUCACAGCGAAGAUACACUGUAAAUAAAGGGACACGUCCAUCUGCAAUUGAGAGAGGAGAAAAGAAGACGUUGAUCAUGGCUCCACCAAAUUUAACGUUCAAAUGCUCGGCUGCGAUGGCGAAGUCAGUUCACUCUGUAAAAAUUAUUCUCUGGGUAUUUCUAAUCGCUAAUCUUCCUACAAGCUCUCUCCAAACUGAAAAUGAUGAUGAUGAAGUGUCGAAUAAAACGUGGGUGUUGACUCCCAAAGUGUAUGAGAGCGAUGUCACUCACAUCUUAAACAGCUUAUUGCACGGCUAUGAUAACAAGCUGCGACCGGACAUAGGAGUCAAACCAACAGUGAUCCACACUGACAUGUUUGUUAACAGCAUUGGUCCAGUAAAUGCCAUUAAUAUGGAGUACACCAUUGACAUAUUCUUCGCACAGACAUGGUACGACAGGAGGCUGAAGUUCAACAGCACGAUGAAGGUCCUACGCCUCAACAGCAACAUGGUGGGCAAGAUCUGGAUCCCUGACACCUUCUUCCGCAACUCCAAGAAGGCAGACGCCCACUGGAUCACCACACCCAAUCGCAUGCUGAGGAUCUGGAAUGACGGGCGGAUACUCUACACACUCCGGUUGACCAUCGAUGCCGAGUGCCAGCUUAAACUGAACAACUUUCCAAUGGAUGAGCACUCCUGUCCCCUGGAGUUCUCAAGCUAUGGUUACCCCAAAGAGGAGAUCAUCUACCGGUGGAAGAGGAGCUCAGUGGAAGUGGGAGACAUUCGCUCCUGGAGGCUCUACCAGUUCUCCUUCGUAGGGCUGAGGAACACCUCUGAGAUCGUGAAGACCGUGUCUGGAGACUACGUGGUGUUGACGGUCUUCUUCGACCUGAGCAGGAGAAUGGGUUACUUCACCAUUCAGACUUACAUCCCCUGUACUCUCAUCGUGGUCCUGUCCUGGGUGUCCUUCUGGAUCAACAAGGAUGCAGUCCCUGCCAGAACAUCAUUAGGAAUCACCACCGUCCUGACCAUGACCACGCUCAGCACCAUCGCCCGGAAGUCCCUCCCCAAGGUAUCCUACGUGACCGCCAUGGACCUCUUCGUGUCGGUCUGCUUCAUCUUCGUCUUCGCCGCCCUGAUCGAGUACGGGACGCUACACUACUUUGUCAGCAACAGAAAGCCCAGCAAAAACAAGGACAAGAAGAAGAGAAAUCCCCUCCUUCGGCUGUUUUCUUCAAAGCAGACGCCCACGGUGGACAUCCGCCCGCGGUCAGCCACGGCGAUCCAGAUGAACAAUGCCACGCACAUGCAGGAGCGGGACGAGGAGUACGGGUACGAGUGUCUGGACGGGAAGGACUGCACCAGCUUCUUCUGCUGCUUCGAGGACUGCCGGUCUGGGGCCUGGAGGCACGGGCGGCUACACAUCCGCGUGGCCAAGAUAGACUCGUACGCACGCAUCUUCUUCCCCACGGCGUUCGGCCUCUUCAACCUGGUCUACUGGGUCUCCUAUCUCUACCUGUAGACCCGCCGAGGCUUAGCCGGCCUCCGUCCGCUCCUUGCAAGACCGUAUCUUGGUUUUUUUUCGUUUUCGUGUUAUUAUUUUUUGGCCUAUUGAAAUCAGAAUUUUAAAAAAGCAAGCUUGCAGUUGUGUUGUUUUUAUUUUUAUUUUUUUUAUUCGGUUUUUUUCCAAUCCAUUUCAAAACCGUUUGCUUGUUUUUGAAUCGCUCUUUUGUCCAAGUGGACGAAGCAAAUGCUGUAGCAAACCUGAAGGGCAGGGUGGGGAGUAGGGGAGGGGCACGAGGAGAGCCAGGCCUCUCUGAAAGGGCAAAAAAGGAGCACAAAUCGGACAAAGACACAUGUCCGACAGACAGCCCCGUUCUCCCAGUCAGACUACUUCUCUGCGGAGGGCAUAAAUACCAUUUAUAAUAUGGCGAUAAAAAGCAAUAAAACUGAUAUUAUUAUUAUUAUUAUUAUUAUUAUUAUUAUUAUUAUUAUUAUUAUUAUUAUUGUUGUUGUUGUUGAAGGGCAUGGUUGCAUUGUAACAGUUUACAAAGCCAGUGCCUAAAAAUAAUAUCAGUAUUCAUAUCAAAAACCUCUUAAAGGAACCAUAUAGUAUAUUUCAUAUUUUGUAAAUGAUGUCAGAUAAAUCAAAUUGAAAGGGGAUUAUAAUGCACAAAGUAUUAAUAACGUAUUUUCACCAUUUUACAGCCCCAGCCCACACCCACCCUUUGGAAAAUGUUUUAAGUUUAUUAUUUUAUUUAUUUUCUGGAAAAACAUAUCUGUUCAUCUUCCCUUUUUCUCAUAUGGGUUGUUUAAAUUUCCAGAACAUUCUUACAGUACAUGGAAAGAGAAUAUUUUGAAUAUAAUAGUUCAGCAAAACUGGAUUUAACAAAGCACUUUACCAGUGGGAAGAAUUACAUAGUAUUAUUUUGCAAUCUGUACUAAUAUUUACACGACAGUUGGAAGUUGAGAGUGGGCAGUGGAUUCUUGCUUUUUAAUGUGUGGUCAGGGCUAGAAAAAAAUAUAUGGUCUAUGAUCAACUGUACAGACACUGUAAAUAUUUUAAUAUACUGUAGUGGUUUAUAUCUAUUGCAUGCACCUUUCAGGCCAAAAAUAAAUAUAUGUAUUGAGGUCUUCUACUGUCGUCUAUGGAAUAAAAAAAAAACUGCUAUACAUGCAAUUCAACGUAAUCGGACCUUAAAGAUUAAUGAGAGAAUAAAACAAAAUUCAAAUACUGUCCAUUAAGAUGUUGGCCAUUGUCAUGAUAUGGUUCUGUUGAAACCAUGCUGUUCACUAGCUUACAGCAUUAUGACAACUGACGUCGCAAAUAUGAGAUUUUCUCUUCGAUUCUUCUAAAGACACAACGAUUACUUCCCAAUCCUUAUCAACGCUGGCUUGGCAACAGAAAAAGUAAGCUUGUUCAGUUCUGAUGCAAGUAGAGAAUGCAUAAAAUCGAGCAUAUGAUUUACUAAUAUUUCUGAAACAUCAUAAAAAUAUCAUUGGGCCUCAUUCACAAAACAUGCAUAUGAUCAAAUUUGAUCUAUUUAGAAUGCUUUACUAUUCAUGUAAAAUCAUUUUAAAUAGUUACAGACCUCAUGUAAACGUGUUUAUCCAUAAUUAUAGUAGUAUCAUAUAUAUUUAUAUUAAGUAUGUUAUUGAUUUUAAGUACAUUAGAAUAACCUGGAUCUGGAUAACCUCAAAUGCAUUUAUUUUUUCUAAAAGUGAUUUAUGAUGAUGAGGAUAUGAUAUAAUGAUAAUGAUAAAGACCCGCAAGCAGCCAACCAUUUAGCAAUGUCAUAUUUGCUGCAUUUGCAUACUUGCUAAUCGUGUUUUGGGUGGGGGAAGGCACAUCUUUAGGGGCAGUGCAUAUGUUUGCACACAAUAGGUAGUAGGGCAGGUGAUUCCUAAUGCACAUCAACAUGAACAGGCGUGCACAUUGAAUUUACCAGCCAUUGGCAUCCGUGCUCUCAUACCAAUGGGAUGAAACCCAAGAUCUGCAUUUCAUGCAUCCCUCAUUGGUUUUUCGUAGGAACUUUUUUAAGAACAAAAGUUAGACAGAUUUUAAAACGUUUUCUGAAUGAGGCCCAUUUCGUUUUUACUGCUUUUCCAUAUCCUUUUUAACAAAACUUUCUUAUGCAAUGUUUUUUUUUUCAUUAUCUGUUCUUCAUCGGACCAUGCCGACUUAAAUAUUCUCUAGGUACAUCGUGUACCUUGGAAAUGAAAUAUAUAAUGCGAUCAUAAACAGACAGACAGUUACAUUGUCAUCCCCGGAGACGCAUGUAAGAAACGUCCAAAUCGGCUCUCCCGCUCGUCCGGCCCGUGUGUCCUGUUUGCAUAAGUAGUUAAACAGCCCAGCCUGAACACGGAGAUGAGCUAGAGUGGGGGGUGACAGGACCGGUGCGUAAGCCUUACUCUCAAUGAGGAAAACACUGUGGACAUUAUUACCUGACGUGGAAAGGAGGAAAGGGGGUUGAUGAAACUUCAGGGAUACUUUCAUCCAGCUCUCUCGAGGGAAAAAAGGUUGUUUUAUGUUUAGCUUUUUUUUUCUUUUUUUUUUUACCGUCGAAGCUUCAGAUAUCUGACAUUUUGAGCUGUACGCAGUGGGGUUGUGUAGCCUGUAGUCCAUGUUCAAACUAAUGUCUUAAUCUUAUCGGUUUGACUGCACUCGUACACCUGUUGAAGCUUUUAACCUAUCAAAGAAAAUUGUCAUGUUGUCUAUUUCUUUAUUUUUCAGUUUGCAUUAGAUGAUUUUCAUUUUGAAGAGUAAUUUUUUUUGAAUGUUCUCUCUUUUUAUGUAUUAUUAUUAUGCUAUGAGUUUCAAAAGGCCAUUUAUAAAGUAGGCUAUUAUAUCAUUUUGCGAACCUGUCUGGGGCAACAAGAAAAAACACAUUAAAAUGUCCGUAGUAUAAGAAGUCAUAUAGCAACAUUAUUUUGAGUAAGGUUCUUUUGUUUUUUUUGUACUUAAUUAUUGUCUUGGCUGGUGCUACAGAUCAGUUUGAAUUGUAUUGUAUGGAUUCAUUUUGUGUAUUUUACUCAGAUGAGGAUGGUACAAGUUGCUCUAAUGUUACGGAGACUUAUUUUUUCUGAUCAUCACCCAAGAAUUGUGACUCCAUAUUUGUAGUUUACAUCAUCCCCACAAGAGGCUUCCAAGGAUUCCUUGUGUGAUGUCACUUCCUGUGGUAUGAAAAAAGACUGCCAAUUUCAAGAGAUUAUAACAAGCUUUGGCAUCUGCCUGACACAUCCUAGGGACGGAGCUAAUGAACUACUGUAUUUCCUGUAAUCCUUGUAAAAAGCUGUUGACCGAGCCAUUUUGAGACAGCGAGAUAUUUUUUUUCUGUUUUUGUUUGUUGGAAGUUUCUGGAAACAAACAGCACAAGUAUUCUGCCCCGCUCCAACUGCCUGGCGUUUGCAGGUCGUUCUGUGUGUCCUGGUCGCAUCAGCAAGUGUCAAAGCCGCUUACUCGAGUGUCCUGUCUGAAGAUAAACAAAAUACUGUUUUCAUGUCCUCAAAGUUUUUGUGGUAGGAGAAAUUGCUCAGCUUGAUUUGCGAUUACUGCUGUGUUUAUUUAUUUAUUGUUUGUUUAAUAUGUAAGGGAAUGUAAGUAUAUGGGAAGGAGGCUGAAGUGCCAAAUUCAAAAUUGGGAUAUGUUCAUGUUUUAUGCACUUCCAGGAAAUGACAGUGAAGACUUUGAGCUUGCAAUGGCUUCUGGGAAAAAACAAAACAGUGAUAUUAAAGAACACAUUUCUUUUGUUUUCCAAAAUAACAACAAUUGGCUUUUUUGAACUCUAUUAAAAUAACCAAUAACAUGCUAUGUUAGAUUAGGAAUAAAUAACAUACUUGUUAAGAACAAACUUGUGUUCCUAUUUUGGAAGACAGAAGAGACCUUAGAAUGGAACAAAUGUAAAUAAUUUAUAUGGUUACAUAUUUUAUUGGCAGACAGGUCAAUUGCACUCAUCACCGUGCUGUGCAAAGGGUUACCAAUUCAGAAGAUUAAAUUCUAAAUUUCAUGGAAAUGUUAGUUGUUUGCUAUCAUUGUAUAUUUCUUGAGUAGUGUACAAAAAGGACACUGAUUAAUUAUUGUUCAGGUCUCCAUAAUAUACUGUAUGUACUAAAAAUAUCCUUUUCAUAAGGGAAUUGCACACAGCUGUUGAAUUUUACAAUAAAAUUGUUGCAUUUAAACAAAA
Conger conger (European conger) is the source of this 5866-nucleotide messenger RNA. RefSeq names its product gamma-aminobutyric acid type A receptor subunit gamma2 (gene gabrg2). Gene Ontology annotation, cellular component: neuron projection; GABA-A receptor complex; postsynapse. Gene Ontology annotation, molecular function: GABA-gated chloride ion channel activity; benzodiazepine receptor activity; inhibitory extracellular ligand-gated monoatomic ion channel activity. The record is from RefSeq and is a predicted model, not a curated record. Gene Ontology annotation, biological process: monoatomic ion transmembrane transport; regulation of postsynaptic membrane potential; gamma-aminobutyric acid signaling pathway. NCBI's taxonomy places the organism in Eukaryota, Metazoa, Chordata, Actinopteri, Anguilliformes, Congridae. The transcript has 10 exons. Bases 280 to 1704 code for a protein of 474 amino acids.